CUAUGGUAUAUUAUAUAUAACUUAAAUUCUUUGUAUUUAUUUUACCCCUUCCCUCUUCCAUUCCAGAAGCUGCAAUUAAUCCCCUGCUCUAUAGCUUUAUGCAGCUGAAAGGUGCUGGUUUGAAUUGAUUCUCAUUGUACCAUAAUGUAUUUACUCUCAAAAUCUUCUAGUUUGUAUCUGCAAAUUUUCUUGGUUUUGUUGUGGUGUAUCCACACAUUGGAGUUUCUUGAAUUGGCAAGUGCAGCUACACCAAAAGUGAAAGUUGGGAAUAUAUCAAAAGUGGAAGAUGCUUCAUAUUUUAGGAUAUACUAUGGACAGACCUUCAAGGUUAUCAAGAACACUCUUGAUGGCAAGAGUUAUCUUCUUAUCCAGAACAACACGAGAAUGGCCAGCAGAACAAAAUAUUGCACCUCAAGAAUAAAGUCUUUCGUUAUCCCACUAGCAAACUACUCGAUCGAGACUGAUUACUAUUUUCCAGUCUCAUUUUUCGAGCUUCUAGGCAUGUUGGGAAACUUGAAAGGCAUAACAUCAACAUAUGUGGCCUCUCAAUGCGUAUUAAAACUAUAUCAGGACGGACAAGUUGAGACCAUUAAUAAGAGUGAACCUCAACAACUUGCACAAUAUGCAGCUCACUUCAUUGCCAACACUGAUGAAACUCAACCCUGCAACUUCGCCACAUUUGUACCUAUUGGUGAAGAUGCACCUCUCCAGCGUGCGGAGUGGAUAAAAUACUUGGGAGUUUUUGCGAAUUUAGAAAACAGGGCAAACCAAGUCUAUGAUGCAAUUAAGGAGAACUAUUUGUGCUUGAGCAAAGCUGCAACCAGUAAGACUUUAGUCAAACCAACUGUAUCUUGGAUGGAGUAUAAAGAUGGAGUGUGGUCAUUUACAAGAGAGCCAUACAAAUUAAAGUUUGUGGAGGAUGCUGGUGGAGUCAAUGUCGAUGAUUCCAUCAACAAAGUCACAUACAAUAUGUCCAUUCCUGAUGAUUUAGAAGAGUUUCAUGCCAUUUUGUGUACUGUGGAUGUAGUGAUUGAUGAAACAUAUACCUCAGAUCCAGUGGUCUAUAAUGCCUCCACAUUUCUUGGAAACAUCAAUCUGGAAGAUCAAUCUUGCUUUGCUUUUCUCUCAAAUCAAAGCUUGUGGAGAUAUGAUAAAAGGGUGCAAAACUCUACAGUCCUAGACUGGUAUGAUGGAGCUGUCUCUCAACCCCAACUGGUCUUAGCAGAUAUUAUUGAAGCUUUAUAUCCUACAGGAAACUAUAACACAACAUAUUUCAGAAAUAUUGCAAAGGGAGAAGGGAUCAUAAGCAUUGGUCCUGAAAUGUGUGAAAGAGAUAGCUCCAUCGCAAUGGAACCUACAGUUAUAGCUUGCCAGUAGCCGCUGCUCUAUUCAAGAUUCUUUGUCAUGAUUUUUGGUUCAAAUUUAUUGUUAGUUUCAGAACUGGAUAUUCUUCAUCAUCUACAGAAAGGAAAAGCUGAGGCCAUAAGCAUUUUGGUUAUUCAAAAUAUGAUAUACUGUGUUCAGUUUCUAACCAAAAUAAUGGAAUAUGAUGCCAUCAGUGUAUAAUUCUGCUCAAGUAUAUUGAAUUUCAGUUCUCACUUAGCUUCUUA
Molecule: messenger RNA, 1610 nt
Organism: Nicotiana attenuata
Lineage: Eukaryota; Viridiplantae; Streptophyta; Magnoliopsida; Solanales; Solanaceae
Exons: 11
Coding region: 145-1377 (410 amino acids)
Source: RefSeq, a predicted model, not a curated record